AUGGUCACAAAUGGUCCCGGUUCCCAAAACACGAGGAAGCACCUCCUAAGGAGAUUAGAUGGCAAAUACUUCAGAGAUAUAAUGACGAAAAUGCGCAGCAACGUUAUAAGAAUGUUGAUUGUUAUUUCGCUCGCUGCUAUAACACACGUUGUGACCAAGGUAUGUGAAAUGUUAGACCAGUGUUCGUGCAGGAAGGAAAAUGGGAAGAUCAUCAGUUUAUGGGGCAUCGAUGGAGGUUCCAAGGAACCAGCCUUCAAAGGCCUUGUAGUUCUGAGCCCUCCGGGUGUAUUAUACAAAUUUGAUUGGAAUCCAUGUACGAAGUUUAGUGCAGGAGCUGGAUGCUCAAAUGUGUUUAUGUGUGAAACAACGUCCUCUAGCCCAUAUGCCAACUCUGUGAACAAAUUUACAAUUGAAAGUGAUGGAACAACCACCAUAGUUUAUAACAAAAUUGAAGGGGGUGACCACGAAAGGGAGGUUACCAUCAAUCUUAAGUGUGACAAAAACAAAUACCCGGGGGAAAUGGAUGGCAUCUCCAUAAGAGGAACAACUGCAUCUGCAAGCCUAACGUCCAAGUGCGCUUGUGAAGAUAGCUGCUCUCAUCCUGAUUUUAGUAUAAAAAACCGGCUUAGCAUUGGAAGCAUCUUGUUGAUAGUGUUUUUUCCAUUACUUCUGCUGUAUUUCAUGGCUGGUUUAUUAUAUAAUAAAUUCCACAAGGGUGUUAACAGCUUUCCUGAAAUGAUCCCUAAUCAUUCUUUUUGGGGCGAAUUUCCAGUCUUAGUCAAGGAUGGCUGUGUUUUCACUUUUCAAGGAAUAGCCGGCUUUUGUCAACGUUUGUUCUUGAAAGCUAAAGGGGGCUCCUAUGCAGAAAUUUAAGAAUGUCGUUUCUCACGUCUUUUUUUUAAAUAACUACGUAAUGAAAAAGUUAUCGAUAAAUGGUACAAGAAAUGACAUA
Pocillopora verrucosa is the source of this 952-nucleotide messenger RNA. RefSeq lists its product as uncharacterized. NCBI's taxonomy places the organism in Eukaryota, Metazoa, Cnidaria, Anthozoa, Scleractinia, Pocilloporidae. Gene Ontology annotation, cellular component: trans-Golgi network. The record is from RefSeq and is a predicted model, not a curated record.